Solanum dulcamara is the source of this 1693-nucleotide messenger RNA. RefSeq names its product protein DETOXIFICATION 14-like. Gene Ontology annotation, cellular component: membrane. Gene Ontology annotation, molecular function: antiporter activity; xenobiotic transmembrane transporter activity. The record is from RefSeq and is a predicted model, not a curated record. Bases 203 to 1375 code for a protein of 390 amino acids. NCBI's taxonomy places the organism in Eukaryota, Viridiplantae, Streptophyta, Magnoliopsida, Solanales, Solanaceae. The transcript is spliced from 5 exons. Gene Ontology annotation, biological process: xenobiotic detoxification by transmembrane export across the plasma membrane.
UCCAUAAAAUCUUGAAUUCUUACAAAAAGGGGUCUUUUUUUGGAAGUUCAAGACUCUUUUUUCUAAAAUCUCCCAUAAAAAUUCAAACUUUUUACAAGGUUUUCUCAAAAGGGUUCCUAAUAAAUUGAAGACUCUUUUUUUACAAGGUAUUUUCAAAAGGGGUCAGUUUUACAAGUUCAAGACUUUUUUUUCUCUAAAAUAUAUGGAUAAUAUAGAAGAAGGAUUGUUAUUGAAAGAAAGGGAGUUAGUUGAAUUGAGAUGGGGAGUAAUUUGGGAGGAAGUGAAGGAAGUUGGUUACUUGGCUGUUCCUAUGAUAGUUGUGACACUUUCACAGUAUUUAUUGUUAACAAUAUCAUUAAUGAUGGUUGGUCAUUUGGGUGAACUUUCCCUCUCAAGUUCUGCCCUUGCUGUUUCUAUUGCUGGAGUCACUGGUUUCAGCUUUCUUUUGGGAAUGGCCACUGCACUAGAAACUCUUUGUGGACAGGCUUUCGGAGCUAAACAAUAUCAAAGACUUGGUGCUCAAACAUACACAGGCAUUUUUUCUCUCUUCAUUGUUUGCAUUCCCCUUGCAGUUUUAUGGCUAUAUGUGGGGAAAUUGCUUAUUUUGAUCGGGCAAGAUCCUCAGAUUUCUCAUGAAGCCGGCAAGUUCAUUAAGUGGCUGAUUCCUGCUCUCUUCGCUUACGCAAAUCUUCAGCCACUUAUUCGGUACUUUCUAAUGCAAAGUAUGAUUGCUCCAAUGCUCAUAAGCUCUUGCAUUACGAUAUGCUUCCACAUACUGCUGUCUUGGGUGCUAGUGUUUAGCUCUGGCUUAGGUAAUAUUGGGGCAGCAGUGGCUGUUGGUAUAUCGGUGUGGUUGAAUGACAUAAUUCUUGCUUCAUACUUGAGGUUGUCUCCUGCUUGUGCAAAAACGCGUGCACCAGUGUCAUGGGAGAUUGUCAACGGAAUGAGAGAGUUCUUUCAGUUUGCUAUCCCUUCUGCUAUCAUGAUUUGUCUUGAAUGGUGGUCAUUUGAGCUGCGCAUCUUACUAUCCGGACUAUUGCCGAAUCCCCAACUUGAAACUUCAGUACUAUCUAUAUGUCUGAAUACUACUAAUACUCUUUAUGCAAUUCCAUUUGGUCUCUCUGGCGCUGUAAGGUGUCGCGAGGGGAUGUGGUUGGCAGCAUAUCGGAGCCUAUGUCAAUCUUGCUUCGUUUUACCUUUUUGGAAUUCCUAUCGCUGCUUCAUUAGCGUUUUGGCUCAACUUUCGAGGAAAAGGCCUGUGGAUCGGCAUACUUUCUGGUUCAGCUUUGCAAACUAUUCUACUCUCUGUUAUUACAUGCUGCACAAAUUGGAAAAAACAAGCUGCAAUGGCAAGGGAGAGGCUUCACGCUGCUGAAAAAUCAUCAGUAGAUAACAUGCUGUCAUAAAAAACAUGUAGAAAAUUCUCUUCGAAAUACUCGAAUAAUGUUAUAUGGUUUCUUGAGGCAUCUUUGCUCCUUGAAGCCCGAAUAAUAAGAAGCCAAGCGUCAUUUCCUAAUUGUUAGCGGAGUCAUGACAACCAUCGAGAUAACCUCGUAAUACUGUCGAGGUCGAGGAUCAUGGUAGAAGGUUAGUAGGUGUUGAGGAUUGUUGUAUUUCUAGUUGUAUGAUUUUGGUAUCACGUAGUUUCUUUUCUCUAAUAUGUAUUAAUAUCUAUUGCUACACUUGUUUUGUG